UGCUGACAGAUUUUUAAGAUUUUUCUAUUUUUAUUAGAGGCCUACGGAAAGAGUUCGGAAAGAAGGGUUUUUCGCUUCCAUUUGAAGGAUUGAUUAUGCACUUUUGGAUUUUCGUCCAGAAUUGAAGCUGUGCUUGGUGUGUAAGUGAUGUGCAGAUAAUCUCUUUUUUUUUCCUGCUCGUGAGGAACCAGUUCUAAUAGAAAAUACCUGAAGCUAAUUGGAGUUGGAUUGGCAUUUCACUGGGAUAUAAGUGGAAACGUUUUGAUGUGAGCAGCGUCCAGAGUUGCAGCUGGGCUGCAAGAUUUCCUCAAACCUUUCUUUGCACCGCUCUCAUCUCUCAGGAGUGGAAUACUGUCAUGACUUCCCCUCUGAUGGGAUCUUUAAGCUAUCUAUUUACUUGACUCCAGGAGACCCAAAUUAGGCAUUACUUGUGCACAUAAAAACAAAUUCAAGAGUUGUCUGCUUCGUGAGGACCGACUCUUCCUGGGCACGUCGAAUACUUAUGUAUUGUUGCAGUGCGCAAGAAAGUAAAAUGGACUACAAGCUGCGCUUUUUGCUUGGCGGGUCCAAGCACAAAGUGCAGCAGCACCAGCAGUUCCAGUUGCCCGAACUCAGCCGGACCCUCAGCGCCCCAUUGGGCACAUCUUGCUCCACCCCUUCUCCAAUGGCAGCGAUAGGCUCCUCCCCUUCUGGCUGUCAUGCCCCGCCCCCAGGCGCUACAACUGCGAUCGCGGACAUCCAACAGGGCAUCUCCAAAUACCUGGACGCGUUGAACGCGUUCUGCCGUGCGAGUGCGUUCCUGACCGAGCUCUUUGGCAGCGUGUUUCGGGACUCCCGUUACUCCAAAGCGGCUAUGCAACUGAAGGACGUGCAGGAACAUGUCAUGGAAACGACCAGCCGGCUCACCACAGCAAUAAAGCCCGAGAUCGGCAAAAUGCUGAUGGAGCUCAGCGCAGGCGCGGCUAACUUUAAAGACCAGAACGACUUCAGCCUGCAGGACGUGGAGGUGCUGGGCCGCUGCUUCCUGACGGUCAUGCAGGUGCAUUUUCAGUUCCUGUCGCAGGCAUUGCAGAAAGUCCAGCCGGUGGCACAGUCCUGCCUGGCGGAGGCGCUGGCACAGGUUCAGGAGAGACGUGGGAAUGCCCACACGCAGAACACAAACCCCGGGCCCCUGACGGAGCUGGAGGAAGCCAUCCGCUCAUGGAGAGGAGCAUCAGAGGUGACGGCGUGUCUCAGGGAGAGAGGGAGAGACUGCUGUCUGUCUGGCAUUCAGGUACAGCAGCUCUUCUGCUCUCAGAACACCUCCAUACCUGAACACCAGCUCAAAGAGCUCAACGCCAAGAUCGACAACGCUCUACAGGCGUAUAAAGUGGCGUUAGACUCUUUGGGUCACAGUGAAUACGCGCUGAAGGCCGGAUUUCACCUUAAUCCCAAAUCAGUGGAAGCAGCUUUGCAGGGCUGUUGCAGUGACGCUGAAGCCCAGCAGGCCGGACGCUUUCACACCACGUCUCAGCCAAUCCAGUGUGAAUUACCCACAAUUCCUGUCCAGAUCGGCUCUCAUCUCCUCCGAGGAGUUUCCUUCAACGAAAGUGCAUCAGAUAACCUCAAGCUUAAAACGCAUGCCGUGCUGCAGCUGAUCAAAGAUGCGCUGGACCAGAACGGCGUGGCGGUGCGGGACGACUCCCCCGUCACUGAGGUCCUGAACCAGGUGUGUCCCUCCAGCUGGAGAGGAGCCUGUAAGACCGCAGUGCAGCUGCUGUUCGGACAGGCGGGACUGGUUGUGGUUGACACGGCUCAGAUUGAGAAUAAGGAAGCUUACGCCCCUCAGAUCUGUCUUGAAGGAUCUAAAGUUGUGAUCCAGGUUCCUUCCACAUGGUGUCUGAAGGAGGAUCCGGCCACGAUGUCUCUGCUGCAGCGCAGUCUGGAUCCAGAGAAGACCCUCGGCCUGGUGGACGUGCUUUACACGGCUGUGUUCGACCUCCACCGCUGGAAGGAGCGCAAGGAACAGACUUUGCCCACCAUUCAGAUCCAGCUUCAACGAGACACGACCGAUUACGGCGGCCCUAUCGAUCUCCCUCCCGGGAACAGCACCAAAUCCUCCAGCGGCCUCCCCAAAACCAUCUCCAAACUCACCUCACGCUUCACCAAGAAAACCUCGUCCAACUCCAGCGCUGGCGGCAGUUACUCGAUCCCAAACACCCCGUCUCGCAGCAGCACCAACUCCGACGACAAAACCGCACGCCUGCACAGCAUCCUUCAGAUGAGCAGCAUGCCCUGCACCCCCGACCCGAGCCACACACACAUCGCCAACGGUGCAGACGAGCAGGGCAUGAACCUUCCCACCGACCAGGAGAUGCAAGACGUCAUCGACUUCCUAUCAGGGUUCAACAUGGGAAAAUCCCAGCAGGCGUCUCCGUUAGUGAAGAGAAGGAACUCGGUUGCGUCGACAAAUGCGUCCGACUUGAAACCGCCAACCUCGCAAGUGUCUCAUAACGCCGUGCAGACGUUAGCGCAAACCUUACAGCAACAGACACAACAGCAACAGCAGCAGCAACUUCCUUCAACACCAAAACAACAGCAAACGCAGUCGCAGCCGCAGCCGACCCUGCCGUUCUACCAGCAUCUCUUGCAGCCGAUUGGUCAGCCUCAGCAACAGCAAGCCCCGGUUUCUCCACAGAUUUCUUCCCAGCAGCCCCCGCAGCCGAGAGCUCCCAGUAAGUGGCCCCAAGGUCCGCUGGGCGGCCUGUCACCGAUCGGGCCCUUGACGCAGUGGCCCGCUCCGGGUCUGCCCGACCUCAGCUCUGACCUCUACAGUCUCGGGCUGGUCAGCACAUACAUGGACAGCGUCAUGUCGGAGAUGCUCGGACACAAGCCCCCGCAGGGACCGCGGAACAACACCUGGCCCAACCGAGACCAGAGCGAGCAGAGUCUGUUCGGGGUGCUGGGAGACUCCAUGCCCUUUGACCCUGCAGUGGGCUCGGAUCCAGAGUUUGCUCGUUAUGUUGCCGGGGUCAAUCAGGCCAUGCAGCAGAAACGCCAGGCUCAACAUGUCCGCCGUCCCAGCAACCCCCGCAGUAACUGGCCCCACCCUGAGGAGCAGCACAGGGGCUGGGCACACCCCGAAUACUACAGCGAAGGGGAGGCGGUCAACAGCGGCUGGUCAGCCAAUCAGGGGGAUUCAGCCAGUUCGAGUGACGAGACCUCCUCGGCCAAUGGGGACAGUCUGUUCUCCAUGUUCUCUGGGCCGGACCUGGUGGCGGCUGUCAAACAAAGACGGAAACACAGCUGUGGUGAACAGGAAGUGUGUACUCUGCCCUCUCCUCCACUGCACCACACCAGUGACGACAGUAACCAGGACAGCAAAACUAAAACAUGGCCUCCUAAAGCCCCGUGGCAGCACUCCUCCUCACACACCAACACCAUGCCCAAUCCCAGCUCUUCCCUCUACCAGAUGAACAUCCCCUCCAGCCAAUGGGGCGACUCCAUGCAAAUGCUGCAGUCUCCGGUGUGGUCGACAGCCAAUGACUGCCCUCCAUCCUCCGGGAUCUCUUCCGGCUUCCCGUUCACACCACAACAACAACAACAACAACAGCAACAGGUUUCCCAGCACAAGAUCCUGAGCAAAGGCUUCAAAACCUUCCCGCUCAAACCCGAGCAUCGACCCUCAUACCUACACCAGUACUGAGCUGGACCCGUGCUGGGAGAGGUCGAACCGAUGA
Molecule: messenger RNA, 3719 nt
Organism: Rhinichthys klamathensis goyatoka
Lineage: Eukaryota; Metazoa; Chordata; Actinopteri; Cypriniformes; Leuciscidae
Product: granule associated Rac and RHOG effector protein 1-like
Exons: 13
Coding region: 503-3685 (1060 amino acids)
Biological process (GO): Rac protein signal transduction
Molecular function (GO): CCR4-NOT complex binding
Source: RefSeq, a predicted model, not a curated record